Molecule: messenger RNA, 221 nt
Organism: Dentiscutata erythropus
Lineage: Eukaryota; Fungi; Glomeromycota; Glomeromycetes; Diversisporales; Gigasporaceae
Source: the annotation of a GenBank genome assembly
AAUAUUGGAAUAGAGAUUCUGAUUUAUGGGGCGAUGUACAAAGUUGGAAUGUAUUUUAUAUAAAGAACGUGGCUGACUGCACACCGCAGAGUUCCCAUUCAGCACUUUCAAGCGAGCUUGAUAUACUUUUAAAAAAUCUUCCAAGCAAUAGUAAAAAAUACGUGAGGGCAAAAUUCUAUCCAAUUUCUGCGGUUUUCUGGAUGGGAGGAGAAGUGUUAUGA